AUGGCUACAAACACGGACGAAACCAACAUUAUUGUCAUCGACGAUGAGGCCUUACCACGAAGAAAGAAGCGCAAGAGAGUUAAUCAUCCUAAUGGAAUCCCUCCUCAUCAAUCGCCGUCAGAUUCGUCCGACGGGAACAGCAGCGAUUCAUCAGAGUCUCCUCCAUUAUCAGACAGGCCUUACAGACCUUGGCUAUACUACGACACAUUAACACCCAACAAUAUGGGACCACGCCUGACUUUGUUCUACACGCGCUUGCUUGACUUUCAGAAACACAAAGGAAUUAUCUCAAACACUCUUCGGAGCCAUUUCCAAAACUCUAGCGAUCCUAUUUCCAAGUCACUUGAUGAUGAAGCCUUUUAUGAACCUACAUGGAAGGAGCCACGCCAAGAACGAAGGCUUCUGCCCAUCGUAAAGGAAAUCGUUCAAUCCGCUGAAAAGUGUUGUAGCCAGGAGUUUGACAAGACGGGAUGGAAUUCCCUUGUCUAUACCCCAAUCCUCAGCGCUGCUCUUCAAAACAUGAUGCCUUAUCCUGACAGGCAGGGUGUUGAUUUUGCACCGUGUGAAAGAGCAGCUAUUAGACUGGUCUAUGAGAAGUUUUCAAUUGCCAAACCACAUGUUGACUUCAUGUUGUACAUGGUUCCAUCAGCAACGAACGAUCGACUGGCACACAAGGCCUUGCUCAAACGUCGAGACGAGCACGGAUCAGUAAACUUCACGCCCUUUAGACCGACAUCAAAGUACCCGGUAGGUCUGACUAUCAAGUCUAAAGAUGGUGAGAAUCGUUUGAGUCCCGAAGUUCAUCUGUCAGCUUGGCAAGCAGCACAAUGGAGAUCUCUAUGCGAAAUGGCUGGUAGUGAUAUCAAAGGACUCGAAUUUCUGCCGGGUAUCAUUGUUGACGGGCACGAGUGGAAGUUUAUUGCAACGACAUGGAAAAACGGGAGAACAACCCUUUUGUCUAGCCUCCCUCUUGGUUCGACUACCACGGAAGUCGGUGUUUACCGUAUCAUGGCCGGAAUCAAGUUGCUCAGCAAGUGGGUUGUGUAUGUCUUUUGGCCGUGGUAUCGGGAAUUUUGUCUCGGUCUGGAACCGAUGGAGCAGAAUUCUCAAUCCACGUCACAACCAGGCAUGCCACAAUCAGGUAUGCCACAGCAAGGUAUGCCACAGCCAGGCAUGUCACAGCCAAACAUGUCACAGCCAAACAUGUCACAGCCGGGCAUGUCACAGGGUGAGGCCUCUAAUGAUGUGGGGAGUAGUUCUCAAUCUUGA
Fusarium poae is the source of this 1269-nucleotide messenger RNA. RefSeq lists its product as uncharacterized. NCBI's taxonomy places the organism in Eukaryota, Fungi, Ascomycota, Sordariomycetes, Hypocreales, Nectriaceae. The transcript has 4 exons. The record is from RefSeq and is a predicted model, not a curated record. The coding region runs from base 1 to 1269 and encodes 422 amino acids.